UGUUGUUGCUGAGUUUGCGGAGAGAGCAGGCGGCGGUGGUGCGACUCGGGAGGGUGCAAUCUGAACCCAAGGGUUCCAAUGGGCCGGGGUGUGAGAGCCAUGCAAGCCGGGGAAAGGUGGUGGUAAGGCGGGGAGGCUGCCAGGAGGAUGGCGGCGGCGGGGCUGCAGCCCGGGCUGGAGCUGGGCGCGAGGCUGGUGCAGGGUCUUCUCUGCGGCGGCCUCUUCCUCUUCGCCUACCUGCAGCUCUGGCUGCUGCUCUGCGGGAGGGAGAAGCGGCUGAGCUUCCGCGCGGCGGGGCUCUUCCUGGGUCUGCUCUGGGCCGCCCUCCGCACCGUCCUCUGCGCCGCCCUCCUCCCGGCACGCCCCCGCCGGAGCCUCCCCGCCGCCCCCCGCUGGCUCCUCGGCGCCGCCCCCGCCGCCCUCCGCUUCGCCGCACUCGCUCUCCUCAACCUCUACUUCGCGCAGGUCAUCUUCAAAGUCAAGUGUGCUGCCGAAUUCAACAGAUACAAGGUGGUUUUGUACCUGGGCGCCAUCUUCACCAGCCUUCUCUUCCUCUUCGUGAACUUGACCUGCACGCUACUGGCACACGACGAUGCGCCCGAAGAGCAGCGGCGCUGGGCCCUCUUCACGCGGGUCGUGAUCAACGACGGCCUCUUCAUCCUCUCCUGUGCCUUGCUGGCCUGCACCAUGUGCCGGCUCUCCAAAAUGUCCUCGGCCAACGUUUACCUCGAGUCCAAGGGCACGUCUGUCUGCCAAGCGCUGCUCGUGGGUUCGGUCGUCGUCCUCCUCUACUCUUCAAUGGCGUUCUAUAACAUGGUGGCCGUCACCGUCUCUCCAGACCACAUGCCCAGUCCGUUCAACUACGGCUGGGACAACCUGAAGGUUCGAGGGGAAGAUGUCAGCAGCAAAGAAUACGUUGUCUUUGGGAUGGUGUUUUUCCUCUGGGAGUUUAUCCCGACCUUAUUUGUGGUGCUGUUCUUCAGAGCCCAGCGCCUGUCGCAGAAUUUGGCGCCUGCAGGGAUGAUCAACAGCCACAGCUACAGCUCCAGGGCUUACUUCUUUGACAACCCAAGGCGGUACGACAGCGACGACGACCUUCCCAGGCUUGGCGGAGGAGGAAGGUAG
Messenger RNA from Anolis sagrei ordinatus, 1125 nucleotides. The record is from RefSeq and is a predicted model, not a curated record. NCBI's taxonomy places the organism in Eukaryota, Metazoa, Chordata, Lepidosauria, Squamata, Anolidae.